Messenger RNA from Caenorhabditis briggsae, 2463 nucleotides. It is a transcript of the gene Cbr-apg-1, whose product is annotated as Protein CBR-APG-1. The transcript has 7 exons. Gene Ontology annotation, molecular function: clathrin-cargo adaptor activity. Gene Ontology annotation, cellular component: Golgi apparatus; membrane coat; AP-1 adaptor complex. Bases 1 to 2463 code for a protein of 820 amino acids. The record is from RefSeq and is a predicted model, not a curated record. Gene Ontology annotation, biological process: receptor-mediated endocytosis; Golgi to vacuole transport; intracellular protein transport. NCBI's taxonomy places the organism in Eukaryota, Metazoa, Nematoda, Chromadorea, Rhabditida, Rhabditidae.
AUGGCGACGGCUGUUGAGCUGGCCAUCGAGAAGAUCGAUGAGUACAAGUCGAAAAUUGGAAGAACUUUGGGUACCCCAAUGCGUCUCCGAGACCUGAUUCGACAAGUUCGAGCAGCUCGGACUAUGGCUGAAGAGCGUGCUGUGGUGGAUAGAGAAAGUGCGAAUAUACGAGAGAGUUUUCGUGAUGAUGACUCUCCUUGGAAGUGUAGGAACAUCGCUAAGCUUCUCUACAUUCACAUGCUCGGCUACCCAGCUCAUUUUGGACAGUUUACAACAAAACUUAUUCAGAUGGAAUGCAUGAAAUUGGUGGCACAUCCUCGUUUUACCGAUAAAAGAAUCGGUUACUUAGGAGCUAUGCUUUUGCUGGACGAGCGCUCGGAAGUUCAUUUAUUGGUGACAAAUUCGCUGAAAAAUGAUCUAACCUGCUCCACACAAUUUGUGUCCGGACUUGCUCUGUGCACUCUUGGCUCGAUUUGCUCUGCUGAAAUGUGUCGUGAUCUUGCAAAUGAGGUCGAAAAGAUUAUCAAACAAAACAACGCGUACCUAAAGAAGAAGGCAGCUCUCUGCGCAUUCCGAAUUGUGAGAAAAGUUCCAGAGCUCAUGGAAGUUUUCAUUCCAUGCACCCGCUCUCUUCUUGGAGAGAAAAAUCACGGAGUUUUGAUGGGUGCCACCACUUUGGUCACCGAAAUGUGUGAACGCAGUCCGGAUGUACUCAAUCAUUUCAAGAAGCUGGUGCCCAACCUCGUUCGAAUUCUCAAAAAUCUUCUUAUGAGUGGAUAUUCACCGGAGCACGAUGUGACUGGAAUUUCUGAUCCGUUCCUUCAAGUGAAAAUAUUGAGAUUGCUGAGAGUUUUGGGAAAGGAUGAUGUGCGUGUUACCGAAGAGAUGAAUGACAUUUUGGCUCAAGUUGCGACCAACACUGAGACUGCGAAAAAUGUGGGAAAUGCUAUUCUUUAUGAGACGGUUCUCACGAUUAUGGAGAUAAAGAGUGAAAGUGGUCUUCGUAUCUUGGCUGUUAACAUUUUGGGACGGUUCUUGUUGAAUACCGAUAAGAAUAUCCGAUACGUUGCAUUGAACACUCUUCUGAAGACUGUUCAUGUCGAUUAUCAGGCUGUCCAACGUCAUCGUAACGUUGUCGUGGAGUGUCUCAAGGAUCCAGACAUCUCUAUCAGAAAACGUGCAAUGGAGCUGUGCUUCGCAUUAAUGAACCGUACCAAUAUUGCCAUCAUGACCAAGGAAGUACUGAUUUUCCUCGAAACCGCCGAUGCUGAGUUCAAGUCUGAAUGCGCUUCACGGAUGUAUAUUGCAACUGAGAGAUUCUCACCAAACCACGAGUGGCAUUUGGAUACAAUGAUCACAGUUCUGAGAUUGGCUGGAAAAUAUGUGCCAGAUGAGGUGGUUUCAUGCAUGAUUCAAAUGAUUUCUGCCAAUGAACAACUUCAAAGCUACGCAGUCUCCCAACUCUACCAUGCUGCCCAACGUGAUGCCAUCAACGCUCAACCCCUCCUUCAAGUCGCUUUCUGGACCAUCGGAGAGUUUGGAGACCUUCUCCUCCAACCGACCGACGUCGACAGUACCCCAAUUUCGGAAGCUGACGUUAUCAGUGUUUUCGAGUCAGUUCUUCCAUCCGCUUUGACAUCAUUGAUGACCAAAUGCUACGCCGUGACAGCAUUGGCGAAACUUGCCACCAGAUUCCACUCAUCAGAAGAACGAAUUUCGGCUCUGGUUCGAAUGAAUCAAGCACAUAUCCAAUUAGAGUUGCAACAGCGUUCUGUUGAGUUCAAUGUCAUCAUGAAUCUGGGAGAGCUGAGAGAUGGGCUGCUCGAAAGGAUGCCGAUGAUCACUCACAACUCAUUGAAUGCAGCAGCUCCGUCUAUGGCAGAAGAUGACGGUUUCUCAGCCUCAUCCCCUGACGUUCCAGUUACCAAUGGAGAUCUUCUGGGAGACUUGAACCUAGGAGGCUCCGAUUACAAUGAGGAUCUAUUGGGAGGAGGGGGAAAUGCUCCUGCUGCUCAACAAAGCAAUUCAAACAUUUUGGACAUCUUCGGAGACUCCACACCAGCUCCGAAUAGUGAUAUUGAUUUUGGUAUAGGAACUCCUGCAGCCAAAGAGCCCACUUUCCAACCAGUAAUUGUCAUCAAUGCGAAUGGAGUCGAAGUCCAAAUUCAAGUUAUUAGUGGAUGGAACAAUGAAAGAGCUAGACUCAAAAUGACAGCUUUCAACAAUUCAUCAUUCACUUUCACGAAUUUCAAUUUCUUGGCAGCUGUCACAAAAGCAUUUGAUAUUGCACUGGAACCACCAUCCAGUCCGAAUAUUCAACCAAAUGAGCACUCCACUCAAUUCAUGACGAUUAUUAGAAAGGUUCCGAAUACAACUGCCCGAAUGAAAACGAGAAUCUCCUAUAUUGUGAACGGAGGCGAGAGAACUGGCGAAGGAUCCGUCAAUGAGUUCCCGGGAUUGUAA